UCCAACACACCUAUCAAAGAGAAUUACCCGACCACAACGUUCCACAUCUACAAUUACCUACCUCCCUUGACAUCUCCUACCGCAUCCCCAUUGAACAACUACACACGGACAAAGACCACCAUAAAAUGUCCAUCAACAAAUCCCCAACCAACCGUCCCGACUCAGACGUCAUCCAGCUCCCAACAGACAGUUCAGCCGACCACUCCGGUAUCGCCUCCUCCUACGGGGCUGAUCUAGGUGCAGCCGCGGGUCCCACGAGCACAAGGGCAGACAAACCCUGGAAGCCGCCCGUGGUUCGCCAGCAGAGCUGGAGUAACGAGGACCAGAAGCAUGAGCUGCAGACUCGGUUGUUGGAUUUGGAGGAUGAGGAGGGAGACAGGCCCGGAUUCUCGGAGGCGCCGGCGGGGGUUCACUAAUCGGGUUCGUGGAGGUUGGAUCGGGUGGUGAAGGGAAUGGGCAAACAGUGAUUAUGAUAGCUGGUGGUCAUGGUGUUGUUUUAUGAUUAUCAUGAUGUUUUUGAUGAUGAUGGUUGAGCGAUGGAAUCGCGUGAGGAAAUGGUUCUGGCGGAUGGACGGGCUUUAUGAUUAGUUCACACGAUGCAGGUGGAUAGGGGAGAGGAGAUUGCAGCGGUUAGUUUAGUCAAAAGUCUGCUGCAUCUGCUGCAUCUGCUGUAUCUGCUGUAUACUGGUUAAUUGCUUCCAUGAAUCUGUGCUAAACUGGCUGCUGAUGCGGGGAAAAAUACGGGGCACCAUUGCAGGAUGAUUUCGCUGGCGGGGGGAGGUUAACUUUAAUUCAUAGGAGUAUGAUCACUGUCAUGGAUUAUCUGACUUGAAUGAUUAUGAUAAAGAAAAACAAUGAAGUUAUGUGCAG
Messenger RNA from Aspergillus japonicus CBS 114.51, 870 nucleotides. RefSeq lists its product as uncharacterized. NCBI's taxonomy places the organism in Eukaryota, Fungi, Ascomycota, Eurotiomycetes, Eurotiales, Aspergillaceae. The transcript has a single exon. The record is from RefSeq and is a predicted model, not a curated record. Bases 126 to 416 code for a protein of 96 amino acids.